Messenger RNA from Hypoxylon trugodes, 1182 nucleotides. RefSeq lists its product as uncharacterized. The coding region runs from base 1 to 1182 and encodes 393 amino acids. The record is from RefSeq and is a predicted model, not a curated record. The transcript is spliced from 5 exons. NCBI's taxonomy places the organism in Eukaryota, Fungi, Ascomycota, Sordariomycetes, Xylariales, Hypoxylaceae.
AUGGCAGCGGUCGAGGAUUUCAUCCUGUUAGGGGUGGGCUUGGCAGUCAUUGGCUUGCGAAUGUAUCUUCGCAUCAUAGCGGUCGGAUGGAGAGAUAUCAAGCCUGAUGACUACUUGAUAGUCUUGGCAGGGCUUGUAUACUGCGGCCUUUCGACAUCUACAUAUAUCGGACUUGACAAAUACGGUGGUCUCUCGAAUGAUGGGAUGACUGACGAACAGCGUGAGACGCUUGAUCCUAGAAGCAAGGAAUACACACUAAGAGCUUCCGGAGCUAAACUCGAAAUCGUGUCCCGAGUUCUAUAUGCGACAGUCUUAUGGUUGACGAAAGGAUCCAUGCUGGCAUUCUACCGUCGCCUCACGGAACGAUUCGGACAAUACGAGACCCGCAUACGUGUUGGAUAUGCUAUCCUCGUAGUUACAUGGUUGGCCGACCUCCUCAUUACUCUACUUAGCUGCAGACCGUUCCGCGCGAACUGGCAGAUAAACCCUGAUCCAGGUGGAACAUGUCAUCCAGCUACUUCGCCGUAUAGCCUGUUUGGUACGCUUAGCUUCAAUAUCAUCACUAGCUUGUACGUGUUCUUUGUGCCACUCCCGAUCUUAUGGAUGGCCAAUAUCGAAAUGUGGAAGAAGCUGGGGCUCAUUCUGUUGGUCUCAGCGGAGUGCUUCGUCAUCGCGGUCGCUAUUCUUCGUGGAUACCUGAUUACUGCGACCCCCAUGUCUGGUGCUAGACAGGCUAGUCGAUGGGCGUACCGAGUCUCUUUUGUCGCGAUUGUCACGACGAACCUUCCGCUCUUCUUCCCACUACUAUGGCGAUUCGUAGCAUUAAUGGUUACGGUAAAGCCACACGUACGACACAUAAAAACAAUUACAACGUUCGAGCGCACGAGGUUAACGGGUCGGGGACAUGGCGAUCACCGUCUGGCGGGCACUCAAAACACCUUCACGAACUCGAGCGGCUCGUGCCCUAGUGAUCAAUUGGGCAUGGGGGAUCUCGGGGUUGACCUUGAAAGUGUUCUUUCUACCGAUGGCCGAUACCGUAGAAGUACAGUGGUGUCUAUACAAGAAGAUAGAAUUGGACCGUGGGUGGAAGAAUCAUUUUGGCGAACCACUGCGGCGUAUCAUCACGUCUGCGCGCAUAUUAGACGCGAGUCGUCGAAUGUCUCAGGAUAUAAUGAAACUUAA